AGGUAACAUAGUAUGUUCUACAGAGUACUUUUGUUCAUAUCAGCAGCACAUAUAUUGCAUAAACCAGACCAGGCUAGGGUUGAACAAGAAUGACUAUUUUACCCGAACUGAUAUUUCUGCUCCUGCUCAGGAUCAAAGGUGCUUUUCUGAAUGGUGUGAACCCAGAGAAUGGCUACGAUACAGUUGUUGCCCAACUGGGGGUACCUCUAACACUGAAGUGUCAGCAUAACUGCACCGCAUGGACCCGUGGCUCCUGGGACCUUGAACAAGCAGAGGUGUCCGUCUGUAGGUCCUGUUUUAGUGAAACAAAGAAAAUGGACAGAAAUGGCGCUGUCUGCACAGUGCUCCUCUCUCUUCGUUAUGUGUCUGUUAAUCAAACCCAUUACAAGUACGAGUGCCAUUCUGUGGAGAACGAUGACCCGAGUCUGACCAGGAAGAGGGAGCGGCGGGUUCUGGUUGUGGUUCAAGCUCCCCCUAGUGCCCCGGAGGUGUCAGUGACCCCGCAGGGUGACGUGAGGGCCGGGAGGUCAACGGGACUGGUGUGUGCCACGAGGGGUUUUAAUCCCAGGAACGUGACAUUCACGUGGACCUUCAACGGCUCUCCAGUGGCAGGGGCCAGCGAGCACACCGUGGGAACAAAUGCUGACAGAACAUUCUCCGCACAAAGCAACAUCUCUGUCACACCCACGGCUUUCCAUCACAAGGGCGCGUUCACAUGUGAAAUCCAGCACCCUGCGCUGAGUCGCCCUCUCAGAGCAAGCAUCACACUGGAUGUGAAAUAUCUUUCCCUGAAUAUAUCGUACAGUGGCAGCAUAAAGAGCACAGGGGAACCACUACGAUCACCUCAUGCUAUCAGAGCCAGUGUGGGUUCAUACCUCAAGCUCUCCUGCCGGGUGCACAGUAACCCCCCUACUGAGGGUCAGUGGGUGAGAGAAAAUGUUGCCCCCUCCAGGCAAAUAGGUACUGCCACAACACUGACCCUGGACAAAGUAAAGGCAGAAGACGCUGGAAGCUACAGUUGUGAGGCAUCUACAGCCUACGAAUCCAAGCGCUUAACUGUUACAAUUGAAGUGAAUUCGGGGGGGUUCAUCUGGUUUAAGGUGUUAGCUGCCACCAUGGUUAUUGUGGCAACUGUGCUGGGCGUUGCAGCGGUAUACUUCUGCCUGAGCAGCCGAAGAAAGAAAAACGCAUGCCAGGAUUUUACCACCUGCAACAGUGGUACAGCAAACAUUGAACCGAGAGUUGAAAAGCCCCCUGCUACAGGUGAAAGCGCAGCAAAAUGGGAGCCUGUGGCAGUGACCUUUACCUGCGCAGACAGUCAGAGCGAUCACGAGGUCCCUUACGCUGACAUCAUGAUAUCUGUGAGAGGAUCCAGCACACCUGAACUCACACACAUCCCAGACCCCACCCCCAGGAACUACAGACAGCGGUGGAAGGAAGAGCAAGGCUCGAGCAGCCUGUUGCAGGUCUCCUGCUCGGCUGACAGACUGCAUGUCCACCAGAGGGAUGUGGCCAGGAAACUGAGCACCAGUUCUGAAUAUGCCGUCAUCCAAUAUCGCUCUGAGCCACUCAGCUGAGAUGAGAAGAAGCCAGAGCAACACUGCCCCCUGCUGUUUGUGUUUGUUUUAACACUGUCAGCAGUAAGGAAAGAAUGCACAUUUUAUUCUCCCUUCCCUACUCAGGCAAUGUUUGAUAUUAAUAUAGUAUUGGAAUAAUGUACGCAUUGAACUCUAUGAUAUACAUAUAAAGCUCCGAUAAA
Molecule: messenger RNA, 1759 nt
Organism: Conger conger (European conger)
Lineage: Eukaryota; Metazoa; Chordata; Actinopteri; Anguilliformes; Congridae
Product: leucine-rich repeats and immunoglobulin-like domains protein 1
Exons: 10
Coding region: 90-1577 (495 amino acids)
Source: RefSeq, a predicted model, not a curated record